Alosa sapidissima (American shad) is the source of this 2807-nucleotide messenger RNA. It is a transcript of the gene tab1, whose product is annotated as TGF-beta activated kinase 1/MAP3K7 binding protein 1. Lineage: Eukaryota; Metazoa; Chordata; Actinopteri; Clupeiformes; Clupeidae. Gene Ontology annotation, molecular function: protein serine/threonine phosphatase activity. The transcript is spliced from 11 exons. Bases 30 to 1595 code for a protein of 521 amino acids. Gene Ontology annotation, biological process: protein dephosphorylation. Gene Ontology annotation, cellular component: cytosol. The record is from RefSeq and is a predicted model, not a curated record.
UUCCGCUUUACUGUACGCACACUGCGUUGAUGCGUGGGGUACGUGGGUUUUUCGACGUCAUUAUGAGAAGUUAUCCACUUCCGCUCAAGAUGGCGGCGCAGCGGAGGAAUCUAAUGCAGAGCCAUCAGAGUUGGACAGAUGACCUGCCCCUGUGCCAGUUGUGUGGUGUGGGCAAUGCACCAAACUGUGUGUACGGAACAGAUGGCAAGGGCACUCAGAGCCACCCGUACGAGGAUGGUCAUUUCCGGUUCAGAGGUGAAGACUGCUUCCUGUAUGGUGUGUUUAAUGGCUACGAUGGCAGCAGGGUGGCCAACUUUAUGUCUCAGUGCCUGACUGCAGAGCUCUUACUGGGCCAGCUGAACUCCACACACUCAGAUGCUGACGUCCGCCGGAUACUCUCUCAGGCCUUCGACGCCGUGGAGAAGAGCUACUUUGAAACCAUUGGCGACGUACUGGCCGAGAAAGCCAACCUGCAGUCCCAGAUCCCCGAGGGUGCUCUCUUCCACCAGUUGUCCCCUCAGUGUCAGAAGCUGUCUGACCGGCUGGGCGUGCUGGAACAGGAAGUGAACGGUGGUGCCACUGCAGUGGUGGCCCUCAUCCUCAACAACAAACUCUACAUCGCCAAUGUCGGGACCAAUCGCGCCUUGCUGUGCAAGGCCACGAGCGAUGGCCAGAACCAGGUGAUCCAGAUCGGCCGAGCCCACACCACAGACAACGAGGACGAACUUACCCGGCUGGCACAACUCGGUCUUGACACCAACCGGCUGCGUCAGACCAGCCUCAUCGCCGGCCAGAGCAGCACCCGCCGGAUUGGGGACUACAAGGUGAAGUUCAACUACACGGACAUCGACGUCCUGAGCGCCGCUAAGAAUAAGCCAAUCAUUGCAGAGGCAGAGAUCCACGGAGGCCAGUCGUUGGAGGGAGUGACGGGCUUUCUGCUGCUCAUGUCCGAGGGUCUCAUCAAGGCUCUGGAAUCCGCUCACGGACCCGAGCAGGCCAAUCAAGAGAUGGUUGCCAUGGUGGCGGCAGAGCUGGCCCAGCAGACCACCCUGGAGGCGGCGGCGCAGUCGGUGGUGGAGCGGGUGAAGCGGCUGCACCACGACGCCUUCGUUAGUGGGCGGCAGCGGGCAUCGCACUGCGCGCGGCACGAGGACAUGACCCUCCUCGUGCGCAUCAUCAAUUACCCGCUCUCUGACGGCUCGCUCACGCCCACGCAAGGUGGGCGCAUCUACCCGGUCUCUGUGCCCUACUCCAACAGCCAGAGCACCAGUAAGACCAGUGUGACCCUCUCGCUGGUCAUGCCCUCCCAGGGCACGCUGACCAACGGGACCAACACCGCCUCCACCCUGGAGGGAGGGACCCCCACACCUGGCCAGAGCCCCACCGCCACCCUGCAGUCCACCAACACCCAGACGCAGAGCUCCAGCUCCAGCUCGGGCGACGGCAGCCUCUUCCGCCAGCGGGGGAGCCAGGCGGCCCAGCCGGACGAGACGGGACGCGUGCCGCCCUACGUGGACUUCACCGAGUUCUACCAGCUCUGGGGCUCGGACCACAGCGAUGGACAGAUCACACAGGGCGGGCUGGGCCCUCAGUGAGGAGCCCGGGGGGGGGGGGGGGGUACCGCGGAUCAGAGGGAUUGGACUUUUGGGGUGGAAGUGUUGCAUGGUUGUGGGGUCAGAUGGGUUGCCUGAAGCGGGGCAUCUGUGGGAGUAUGCCGCUAGACUCUAUGAUGAACUCAGCAACUGUGACAUUGUUAAUGCAUAACUCCCAAGUUACGGCUCACAGAUGUCAGCAAAUUCCCGACAUGGAUCUGCCAAGAAUGGCUGUAGUGCAAUUUCUUUCUUUUUUUUUUUUUUUUUUUAAGUUUUUGAUCUUUGAGCCAUGCACGCAUGAGGCAGGCAGACUUCAAGUUCCCAUUGCACCCUGCUCAUAUUUUUAUUUUUAUCUCAACAUGGUCUACGAUCACAGAUGUUUUGAGUAAUGCUGGGAUGAGUGUAGGCAAAGGUUACUAUGGUUGGCACAUUCCAUCACCGAAGGUGAUUGUGUUGAAAAUGGUGAAUUCUAGAAAAGAACUGUAAUGCACAACAUAUAGAAUGCACAGAUAUUCUGUAAUGAUAAACAGGUAACAGAUACAGUAAUAUACACACAACGAGGUGUUGUGAGAAAGGAGCUUUGCUUGUCUCAUCAAGCUUCCACUGAAAACAUGAAUUCGUCAAGAAGGGAAUAUACUUUACACCUCUGUAGUUUUAACUAUUGCCUUCAAUGAGCCAAAGAGAUGGACUGCUAAUGGGCAUUUAAAAAAAACAACAACAACGACUACUUCCUGCUCUGGCAGGAAACAUGGUGGGUGCAAAACUGACACAAAUCAGUCGAUGUUGUCAUUUAACAUGCACCAUGGCUGUUGUUUUUGUUCUUAUUUUCUCAAAGGACAGUGGUGCCGCGUUAAGCUACAUGAGGUACAGAAGUCUAACCGCUCUUUCUCUUUUAAUCAUGUCGUCUUGAAGGAGUGGGUGGGUGACGGGGGUGGUUCAAAUGCCAGCACCUGUCAUGGAGCCGACGGCUGACACGGCACCCACAUCUACGACCAUGAGUUCAGUUCAGGCACCCUGUGGGCCCACGCUAAAGAAAGAGGAAGUCCGUGGGGUCGGAGUGUGAGAGGGGUCGUGACCUUAGCAAAUGCUGUCGUCACUGGGUUAUAUCUGCGAAUGUCACACAUGUAUAUCUCUGUGUUUGUGUUCAUGUCUGUCGUUUGCUCAUAUGUAUUGCGAGCAUUAGUGCCUUGCCAAAGUAAAGUCAUAGAACCUGAA